AUGGUCGCCGACGCUCUCGUUCAUCACCCAGCUCUGGCGCACUGGUUGCGCUUCGUCGCGACAACCGUCGGUCGCGAUAAGCUCCUCCGCACAAUCCAAUACUUCUCCCGCUUCUAUGCCUGGUACCUCUACCGCACCAACAAGCCCCAAUCCGCAAUCGACCCCUACAACGCCGUAAAGAAGCAGUUCGGCACAACACGUAAGAUCCUCCGUGUCGGCAAAUGGGCCGAGCACCUGAAGGCCGCCUCCAUUGCCCUCGAUAACAAGGCACCCAUUGAUCCUGUCCUGCGCUACCUGAGCGUCGGUCGCCAGCUCGGUUAUGCCGGUUACCUGAGCAUUGAUAUGGUGACUGUUAUUGAUGCUGUGGGAUACCGUAAGCUGGAGUCUGUGAAGAGACUGCAGGAGGCUGCUUAUAAGUCUUGGUUGGCGGGUUUACUGUGCAGUGCUGUUGCGGGUGUUUAUACUCUGUACGGAUUGCAGAAGAAGGAGAAGACUAUUAACCGUAAGGAGGGCGAAGGUGUUGUUGAGGCUAAGAAGAUUGAGAAGGAGCGAUCUGCUGCUCGUGUGCAGCUCGUUUCUGAUCUGUGCGAUUUGGCUAUCCCUAUGUCUGCUGUGGGUAUUAUUACCCUUGAUGAUGGUCUGGUUGGUAUCGCUGGUACUGUCAGUUCUCUUAUUGGAACCUGGUCCCAGUGGCGCAAGACCGCAUAA
Penicillium angulare is the source of this 708-nucleotide messenger RNA. RefSeq names its product PEX11 family protein. Gene Ontology annotation, cellular component: peroxisomal membrane. Gene Ontology annotation, biological process: peroxisome fission; regulation of peroxisome size. Lineage: Eukaryota; Fungi; Ascomycota; Eurotiomycetes; Eurotiales; Aspergillaceae. The coding region runs from base 1 to 708 and encodes 235 amino acids. The record is from RefSeq and is a predicted model, not a curated record. The transcript is spliced from 3 exons.